AUACCAGGAAAUUUUUUCCCGCCAAUAAAAACUCAAGAUGCAAAUAUAUUUUCUUUCUUGUGAAAACUGACGAGUCAUUAGUUAUGCAUAUAAAAACCGUUCUUUGAUUUGAUUUUCAGAGAAGAUGUGCAUUUAGAAAACAAAAGCGGAAUAAGAAACAAGAUUGAAGAAAGAAGCUGGAGAAGACAGUAGAAGAAACAGAUACGAGGAGAACUUACUCUCAACUUUAAUGGCUGACGCUGGAGAUAAUCAGAGAAGAAGCGCUGAAAAAGAGUCGAAAUCCAUUGAAGAAACAAAGGAGAAUGAAGACUUGGGAUCUGGAAUAAACGACACAGGUCAUCAUGUAUAUUAUUACAACCAGGGAGAUGAAGAGGUACGAGAGUAUCUGAAACAAGAGAGACUGAAAGACGUUGAGAUGCGGAGGAGAAGGCAUGAAACAGAGUCGCGAUCCAUUGAAAAAACGAAGGGCACACAUCCUGAUGAAAGAACUGAUAGGGUACAGAAAACAGAUUCAAGAUCCUUGCCCGAGAAGAAGGGUAAAGAAGACUCGGUUUUGAGAAAAAACGAAGCGGGUCAGAUUCAUGAUUACAAACACUCUACCGUAGACACGCGAGAGUGUCUGCCACAACAGAGACAACUGAGAGAUGUGGUGGGGAUGCAUAGGAGACGCCGUGAAACAGAGUCAAGAUUCUGGCACCAGGGGAGGGAUAGAUCUCCAAUUUGGAGAGAGAAUGAAUACAGAAUGAGAUUUGAUGAAAGAACUCAGGAUUGGCUAGAUAGUGACUAUGAAUCCAGAUGGAGGGUUCAUGAGAGAACUCCGGAUUGGGAUUGGAGAGAUAGUGAAUCCAGAAUGAGAUUUGAUGAAAGAACUCAGGAUAGGAGAGGGAGUGAAUCCCAAUGGGUAUUUGAUGAGAGAACACAGAGGAGACACGAACCAGUGCGACCCGGUGAAGAGUGUUGGUGUCUGCGGUGUCGCAAUGGAAGAAGUUGCCGUUACAAUCAUCCUACUCAACUUCCACAGGAGCGUCCGGUGAGGAUUGGUAUGCCGAUUUGUAAGUAUUUUCGGAGGGGAUACUGUAAGUUGGGCUCAUUUUGUAAAUUUCAACACAUAAGGGACAGGGAUGUUGCAGAAACUAUGUAUCAGGAUUGGAGAUUUGAUGAGAGAACUCAUAGGAGACACGAAAUAGAGUACUCAGGAUUCAGGCCAGAGAAGAGGGCAAAAAGUAGUGUGGAUUCCGGAAAGCGUUAUUCAAGAGAAAGAUUUGAAUAUCUAGAAGAAGGGGAAAUUCGAGAGCAUGAGAAUCCGCAAAAACAGAUACAGAGAAAUACUGAAAGGCAGGGGACAGUGGCUCAAGACAAUGUUCAGUUUCAUCAACAACAAGAAGAAGAGAUGCAGAGACCACAAUCCCAUACAACACAGCAACAACAAUCUGUGCAGCAACACCAGUUGUUGGCUUCUCAUUUUAAUCUCUAUCCGUUGGCAGAAAAAUUAACAGAUGUUAUUGAAGCUGGAACAAGAGAUCAGAAUUCUGAUGCCCUGAUACAAAGAAAUACUGAAAGGCAGAGGAUGGUAAACCGAGCAAUUGAAAGGCAGGAUAUGGAACCUCUAAUCGAUGCAAUAGUGAGGGGAAUCAUGCAAGAAAGGAGAGAGAAAGAAGCGAAUCUGCAACAACAGAGACUACAGUACGAGGAGAACUUAAUCUCGACUUUAAUGGCAGACGCUCGAGAGAAUCAGCAAGAAUCUGAGAGAAGAAGCGAUGAAACAGAGUCGAUCUCCAUUGAAGAACCCAAGGAGAAGGAAGACGAAGAUGAGAAUCUUCAAGAACAAAGACAGAGCUCCAUUGGGUCGUCGAUUCCAUCUUCCGCUAAAAGAAAAGAGAGGAUGACGCAGUCGAGUCCGUAUCCAGUUCGUCCCGGUGUAGAAAACUGUCAGUGUUACAUCAAAACUGGUUUGUGUCGCUUUGGAAGUAGUUGCCGUUACAAUCAUCCUAAUCAACGUCCACAGGUGAGGAUUGAUGCGCCGAUUUGUAAGUAUUUUCUGAAAGGAUCUUGUAAGUUCGGCUCAGCUUGUAUAUUUCAACACAUUAUGGACAGGAAUGUUGCAGAACCUAUGUAUCAGUCCAAGAUUGUUCCGGAUUCUCAAAUGCCUGAUCCAAGAGGCCAUGAAGCUCAAGAGAAUCUGCAGGAGCAGAGACAGAGAGAUAGCAUUGAGAGGCAGGGGAGAGAGGCUCAAGAGAAUCUGCAUCAACAGAGAUUUCAGGAGAUAGCAGAGAAUCACAACGUAGAUGCUCAUGAUCAAGAGAAAACGCAGCAACUCGGGUUUAAAAGAAAAGAGGGAAAGAGAACUCUCAGAUGAUUCCUUUGACCGCAAGAAACUUACAUGUGUUGAGAAUUUAGGUUAAGCUUUCGUUGCUUUCAACAUUUGCAAAAUUAUAAUAUGGUUGGGAAAAAAAAUUACAUUAGAAUGUAAGUUAGUUGAGUAGAAAUGAAUAUUUCUGAACAUAUAAAAAAUUUACACAUCAAUAUUCUUGUAUGCU
This is a messenger RNA of Arabidopsis lyrata subsp. lyrata, 2537 nucleotides long. Its product is annotated as trichohyalin. The coding region runs from base 230 to 2356 and encodes 708 amino acids. The transcript is spliced from 19 exons. The record is from RefSeq and is a predicted model, not a curated record. Lineage: Eukaryota; Viridiplantae; Streptophyta; Magnoliopsida; Brassicales; Brassicaceae. Gene Ontology annotation, molecular function: mRNA binding; metal ion binding.